AACAAGCCAGACAUUCGAAGAGUAGUUAGCAAGAGUAAAGAAGGAUUUUGCACAGAGAAGUGGUUAGUUAGUAAAGAAGAAAAAGAAAGCAAAAAGGUUCUUGAUAUGAUGCAAAGCUCACUUGAAGAAAUUAGGAAAAACAAUAUUGAUAUAGGGAUAACUAGUAGGAAGAAAAUAGGUAGAGACUCGUAUAGUUUAGAACAUGCAAGCCUAGCAAAUAUAGUUUAUAUAGAUAAGUUGGAGAGAGACUAUAUUAAAAAACAAGAGUUUAGCAAAUAUUGUGAAGGGUUAUUAUUAAAUCAACUAGAAAGAAAUAUAGAAACAGAUCAAAAAAUAUUAACAUUCUAUACAGAUGGCUUAUUAUUAAAAGAAAUGAGAAAUGGAAGAGCAGUAUGCAAACAGGGUUUAGGUUGGUUGCAAAUUGACAAAAAUGAAAAAAAACAAGUUACAGAAGAGUUGCUUAGUAUAGAACAUUGGCCGUCAUUGACAAGAGCUAAAUUAGCAGUAAUAUGGAUAGUUCUACUAGCAAUCAAAAAAGGUGAAGGUCUGAGAAUGAAUAGAGAAUGGCUAAAGUAA
Dentiscutata erythropus is the source of this 576-nucleotide messenger RNA. NCBI's taxonomy places the organism in Eukaryota, Fungi, Glomeromycota, Glomeromycetes, Diversisporales, Gigasporaceae. The record is from the annotation of a GenBank genome assembly.